Molecule: messenger RNA, 3503 nt
Organism: Centruroides sculpturatus (bark scorpion)
Lineage: Eukaryota; Metazoa; Arthropoda; Arachnida; Scorpiones; Buthidae
Product: cGMP-specific 3',5'-cyclic phosphodiesterase-like
Exons: 18
Coding region: 576-2591 (671 amino acids)
Biological process (GO): signal transduction
Molecular function (GO): 3',5'-cyclic-nucleotide phosphodiesterase activity; protein binding
Source: RefSeq, a predicted model, not a curated record
UCUAAAACUUUUUAAAACAAAAAUAGCAAGUUGUAUGGUUUAAGUAAAAUUGUAUUCGACAUAUAGUGGCAAAGUCUAACCUUUAGCUUCGUCCGUUGAUGCAUAAUGCUCAUUUCAUAAUUUAAAUUAACUGAAAAAAUGAAUUUACUAAACUGUUACAUUUAAUUACAACCGAUUUAAUUAGUUCAAAUUUUAAUAUUUUUGGCCCGAAAAAUGCAUUAAUCGAAUUAAAUGUCGUUAUUCUGUUAAGAAGCGGCAUGAGCGUGUUCUUGAACUUGUGCAUAAAUAUUGCAUCAUUUUAUCUCAUCAAACAGAGGGAACGUGAAUAAUGAGUGAACAGCGACGAGCGAUUCAGCAAUUUUUGAUAUGGCGUCAAAGUUGAUUAGGAAAGAUCUUUAUUCUCGCAUUAACGGAUUUAUUGAUAAAGAUGACAGUGACGUGACCAUCGUCGUAAAAUGACCUGGCUUUUUCGUUUAGAAUUUAUGACUAAUUCUUCGGCCUUUUAUUUUUUUUAAACCUUUACAUUGAAUCACUUCCGGGUUUCCUGUUUGGAAUUUUUGUUUUCCUUUCUAAUUAUGUCAUUAACGAUUCUUCUUUUCUUUAUCCCUGUCAAGGUAUUCAGAAAAUAUCUGACUUUCUGCGGGAUUGGUAUCCAAAAUGCACAACUUUUCGAAAUGUCCGUACAAGAAUAUAAGAGGAACCAGUUAUUAUUGAGCCUGGCCCAGUCCAUAUUCGAAGAGACCUCAUCUUUAGAUAGACUCAUCAAUAAAAUCAUGUCGAAAGCUCAGGGACUUCUGCAAUGUGAAAAAUGCCGAGUCUACUUAGUGGAUACGGAACAAAAAGAUGCGUUGACUUAUCACAGAGAACAAUUAGAAAUCGGGAAAAUAUCUCCAAUUUUUAAACCCAGGAAAUUUUCUAGGCCAGAGGAUGUUAUUUUCACUACGAUAUUUGAAUUGAGAAGAGACGAAGAAGAGAUUCGGCGUCCCAGUCUGAUGGAAUUGGCAGGGCAGGAAAUGAUUCAUGUUCAUUUUGCUCGUCACGUCGUUGCGACAGGACAGACAUUUAAUUGGCUGGGUACCGAUGAAGAAUUGGAUGAAAUGAAAAACAUCUUACGGCUAUCCUCUUUCAAAGAAUUUGGAGUUGAAAAUAUUAAAGUUUCUGGUCGUGUUUUAUCUAUACCAAUAUUUAAUAGUGAAAAUAAAGUCAUAGGAGUUGCCCAAUUAGUCAAUAAGUUGAAUGGCGAACACUUUACGGAAAUUGAUAUCAGCACAUUUGAGGCAUUUUCUAUAUUCUGCGGAUUAGGUAUACACAACACACAAAUGUAUGAAAAUGCCAUAAAAUUGAUGGCAAAACAAAGAGUUGCGUUAGAAGUUCUUUCCUAUCACGCAUCGUCGUCGGUUGAAGAAAUGAAUAAAUUAAUGCAUUUGCCAAUUCCUUCAGCCAAUAAAUUCAAUUUGUACAGUUUUGAAUUCAGUGAUUUUGAAUUAGCAGAUGAGGAUACUUGUAAAGCAUCUUUAAGAAUGUUUAUGGAUUUGGAUCUCAUUAGAAAAUUUCACAUUCCAUAUCAGAUAUUAUGUCGUUGGACGUUAAGCGUCAAAAAAAAUUAUCGUAAUGUAACGUAUCAUAAUUGGAGACAUGCUCUAAAUGUCGCACAAACUAUGUUUGCCAUGUUAACAAUAGGAAAUAUGAAACAGAUGAUGUCAGAUUUAGAAAUGCUGGCACUUUUAGUAGCCUGUCUAUGUCAUGAUCUUGAUCAUCGGGGCACUAAUAAUUCUUUUCAGACAAAAAUUGAAUCUCCUUUAGCAACUUUGUAUACUACCUCAACUAUGGAACACCAUCAUUUUGAUCAAUGUAUUAUGAUAUUAAACAGUGAAGGAAACAACAUUUUUCAAUCCUUCUCUACAGAAGAUUACAAAACUGUGAUAUCUUAUAUAGAAUCUGCAAUUCUUGCUACAGAUCUUGCUCUUUAUUUCAAAAAGAAAGAUACAUUUGGAAAAUUAGUUGAAACUGGUACAACAAAUUGGUUAGAACCUGCUAAUAAAGAUCUCCUCAGAGGUAUGAUGAUGACUGCAUGUGAUAUAUCUGCUAUUUGUAAACCAUGGGAAAUUCAAAGAAAAGUAGCAGAACUGGUAGCCAGUGAAUUUUUUGAACAAGGAGAUUUAGAAAAAGAAAGAUUAAAGGAAAAACCAAUUGCAAUGAUGGAUAGGGAAAAAAAAGAUGAAUUGCCUAAGAUGCAAGUUGGAUUCAUUAAUUGUAUAUGUCUCCCAGUAUACAAGGCUUUAACAGUUAUUCAACCAGCACUUCAACCAUUGUUGGAUGGAUGUGAAAGAAAUAAAAAACAUUGGGAAAUGUUAGCAGAUGAAUAUGAAAAGCAUUUGAGAGAACCUACACUUCAUAGUUGUAGACAUGGAACACUUAAGCUUGGAGAUAUACAGCAAAGUCCUUCAAGAGACAAGCUGCCACAGAAUCAAAAGGAAAAGAUAGACACAGAAAAUAAACGGAAUGAAAUAAAAUCUCAUAAAUUAAUAUGGAACUGUUCCAAAUCGUCGGAAGGAAAGUGCAAGCAUAGUCGUUUCUGCAACAUGCUAUGAUUGUUUUACACCAUUGAAUCCACUAUUUAUAAAAGAUGUGAACUAUUUUUUAACCUUCUCAUAAAAUUAUACAAAGAAGAAAUUUCAUUUUUAAGAGGAUUGCAUCUUCAUCAUUUCUUUGAAAGUUUGCCUUGGUGAUACCUUGUGAAUAUAUUUUAAAAAUUCUACUUAUUAGAAGCAUUGUUUUGUAUGUUGUUGAUGAACAUUAACAACAAUGUUUAAAAUUUAUUAUUUAUUGAAUAUGAAGAAGCAAGGAUUAUCAACUUCAUUCAAAAAAAUGCUCUUUGGAUAAAUUUGAACUUGAAAGAAAGAAAGAAAAAAAAAGUAGAAAUUGUUUAAAUACUUAUCAUCAUAUCUGAGAAAAUAAUCACUCAGGAAUCUGACAUUCCACAAUACAGGAAAUAUUUUUAUAUUUAUAAGAAAUUUUUAGUCAGUUUAAACAAUUCUCAUAAGUGAUAAGAAAAGAACAGAAUAAAAUUGAAUUUACAAUAGAAGUAAAAUAUAAAAAAAAGUUUAUUUCUAUUGUAAAAUACAGUUUUGAGUGUAUUUGGCAAGAAUAAUGUAUUUGAAACAAUUCAAUUUUUCUAUUUAGUCAUAAUUAGUGUUCUUCAAAUUUAAGUUCAAUAACUUAAAAGCAUUUGAUAUACCUUAGGGCUUUCAUAACACCAAGACAAUACUUUAAUCAUCUGUACAAAUCAUUAAUUAUUCUCUAACUUCCUACAUAAAUUUUAGUUACAAUGUAAAUAUUGUGUCUGUAAAUAUUGUAUUAUGCUAAACAUUGUUUAAAUAAUUAUGUUAUGUGAACUUAUUGUAUAGUAAGUUGUUUAUAUUAAUUUGAUUAUUAUUUAUAAUUUUGCUAUAACUCAUUUUUUUUAAAUAAAUGCUUAAUGUAAGAAGUGCUAUGAAUAAAUU